Siniperca chuatsi (mandarin fish) is the source of this 7009-nucleotide messenger RNA. RefSeq names its product UDP-N-acetylglucosamine--peptide N-acetylglucosaminyltransferase 110 kDa subunit. NCBI's taxonomy places the organism in Eukaryota, Metazoa, Chordata, Actinopteri, Centrarchiformes, Sinipercidae. Gene Ontology annotation, biological process: protein O-linked glycosylation. The coding region runs from base 3363 to 5996 and encodes 877 amino acids. The record is from RefSeq and is a predicted model, not a curated record. Gene Ontology annotation, molecular function: protein N-acetylglucosaminyltransferase activity; protein binding. The transcript is spliced from 18 exons.
UUUUUAUUUUCAUCUUUAAAAAAAAAGAAAUCUUGUCCAUACAUUUUUGUUUUUAGUGUCCCCCCACUAAGGCCAUAGCCACUCCUUUUUCCCCAUUGACAUUUUUAAGCCAAAUCAAGUCCUUUCCCUUCACCCCCCUUGGACAAGUGAAGGACAGGAAAUGGUAGCUUUUUCAAAAUUUUCAGAGUUACGGUGAGCUUCUCACUCUUAACUUACUAAAAACCUUUGGAAGUAUUGGACUGCAAUGAGGCAACCAACUUCUUUUUUUUUCUCUCUUUUUUUUAAAUCAUAGCUCACAAAUUUUCUGUUGAUUACUUUUUAGACAGCUUCAUGUAUUUUGUUUUUCAGUAUAGUACACUUAUUAUAUUUGUCCCCACCCUGUAUCACUCUUAGUCCUAAUGUCCUUUGCUUUAUCCCGACCUUUUACCAGAGGUCAGCCCCUCUCCUUUCAGGAAGAAAGGCUGAAGUAUUUAAAUCAAAGCAGUUGAUCUGUAUUGUACUUUUUGAACCUUGGCCCAUGCAUUUUCAUAUAGUUGCUUUUGGAGGGAAAAUGCUGGCUCGGUCUUUGAAGAAUAUAUGAACUGAAUCUAGUUUAUCUUUGCAGUGCAAAAGAUAAGAUGGUUUCUAACCUAAACACUAUACUCCAAUAUUGUUUAUCAAGUGCCCAGCUUUUGGUCACUUGGUUUGCUGUCAGUACAGUCGCUGCCAGUGUGGGUUUUAUUUCCGAGUUUGACACUUAAUUUGCCAUUCUAAAAUUGCGGGCGGGCUCCCUGGGUAGGGUCAAAUCUGCAGAUGUGGAGUUGUCCCACUGGUUACAGGCCAUCUUAUUUCGUGCUAGAGGGGGGUAAAGGAGUGGGGAGGAGCAUCAGGGAGUCACAAGCUCCCCUGCUCUGUCGCUCCACCCCCCGCGCGCUUGCUGAGGAUUGGUGGAGUGUGCGCGCUCAGAGCUGUCUUCCUGAACCCUCACUUAUGUCCAGUCAGUGCUGAAGUACACCCCUACAGUGCUUCUCAUGCACACAUGCAUUAGUUUUUUUAUGGUUGAUAAUGAAAAUUUAACCAGCUGGUUAUCUAUUCUGAUAUCCACUGCUAUUGAAUAGCAUGUUUAACUGUGGGUUUAAGAGGGUUCAUUCUCAAGUGCCUUAAAAUGGUCCAUGGUCCAUGUGGCAUCAGGCAGACAGCUCACAAUCUGUACUCCACCACCUGCGUCAGCUGCUGGGUUAGAAAGACAGAAGCACGCGCAGCAACAGCGAUGACUUCUUUAUUUCAGAGCUGUGGAGGCUUCUAAAUACAAAUAAUUACACCACAGACUUUUCUCCCUACCCCAUUGGCCAGGAUUCAAGAAAGCAGGCCCGGAUAAAGAAAUCAAAGUUUUGAUCAAAUAUCUUAUGAAAAUGCUAAAAGAAUAAAAGAAAAGCAAUGAUUAAUACUUCUUCCCUGUUCCUUCAAAUAUGUAAUAUUAUUCCCAAAGAAAUGGGAUCAGUUCAUUUGGGCAAGAUCAAGCCAGUAACUGCCCUCCUGUAGUUUGAUAUGAAAACUGAAUUGAUGGACAGCUAGAACUGACUGCCUGACUAUAUUUCGCUGAUAAACUGAACACAUCAAAGCCUUUCUUCCCUCCCAGUUACCCUUAAAGCAUUUCUUUUGUUUUCUUUGAAAUGAAACAUUCAUUGCAUGAAUGAAAACUAAGAAUAGUGUGUUUUUUAUGUUUGUUGUGAUUUGGAAGAACCAAUUUUAUUUCCAUAUUAAAAAAAGAAUGUAUUGUUUGAAAACUUUUACUAACGGUCUUGUUUUCUUAUUUUGUCUCUUUUGGUUUUUCCGCAACUGAUAUUGUUAUUUAGAAGGUUUCAGGUGGGUGACACUAUUCCUGCGUAGGUGCCUGGCGGAAAGGAACACUAGGGCAGCCUCAGUCCUCUCCUCUUCUUCCAGCCAGCUGCGGCCACCACUCUGACAAAGUCCAAAAAUAUGGUAACGGGUUUGUAACUGCCAACAAAAGAAAAACCACCUCACUUCAUGCUUGAGCUCCUCUGUCUUGUGGCUUCCUUUUUGAAGAGCAAAAGAAAAAAGUAACUAAACAAAUUACAGUAAGCAUUUCUUAAAAUAUGCCAUACUAAUUUCCCAAUUCUGUAUUAAGUAAAAAGAAACUAGGAUUUGGAAGCAAUAAUCGUGAAAAACAAGUAAGAACCCUCUAACUCUUACAUGCUGUUUAUUUUUUCCUAUUUUGUUUUGUUUUUCCUUCUUUAUUUUGGAGUUGCAGCGUUCUGAUGAUGAUGCAGAUAGUGCGCUGUGAGUCUGCAGUAGCGCAGGGGCUGCGCAGCGAUACCCUCCAGGCAACCAAAAAGGCGGAAAGCGCAAGCAUGCGAUCCCCACCCCCCUCACUUCCUUUGGCCUGUUGGUUGUGGACCUCUCCCCACUCACAACCAGCCUCGCUCCCAAAUGCCCCAAAUCUCAGACAUAAUUGGCUUUUAAAAAAGUGUUGGUUUUUUUUGUUGUUGUUUUUUUUUUCAUGUAUAGUAAAUCCUUUUUACUUAUUCACUUAUUUACUGUUUAUUGGCUGUUUAUUUCCAAAUGCCCCAUGUCUUAACAUCACAGUGUAGCCACUUGUUGAUCCCUCAAUCCCCCCCUUUAUUCUGAGAUACUUCAUGGGUGCUGAGUGUGUGCCAGUCUGGUGUAGCAGGUGUUCUGCCAGGGGUUGUUGGUCUGCAGCUGUCUUAUCUGGCCAUUCAGCGUGCGCAGCAGCGAAGUAAUGACCUUUGCCUGGAGCAAGGUCACGCAAGCAGCAUUAUAUGGUGCAUUGUGGUGGUGGCAAUAGACACGAACCACGCGCCUGCGUUUGUUGCGCAUGCAUUACAGGGACCAUCACUUGCACGAACUGUCAAGCAUCCCAGGUUGUGAGAUAUCAUGCCCACAUAAAAUAUACAGCAUUCAUGCAGAUAUUUGUGAUAUUUUAAAUCUUAAUAUUAUCUUUACUACUUUGGGUUAUAACUAAUCAGUAUUGAUCUUAUUAAAGGGUAGCAGCAGACUGUACCUGAUGUGGGGACCACUACAUUUUGUGAGAAUGUGGUCAUAACUGAAGGAUGAGGGCCUUCUUGUGGGUGUUGGUUGGAUCCGCGCAGCGUAGGGAAAAAGCAAUGCAGCUUAGCGCGGCAGACUUGUGCGCACACAAGCCCAUGCUGCAGACUCACUUUUUGCCAUGAUGGAGAAUAGUCACUAAUUUUGCUUUCUCUGCCCUUUUUGUUUUUCUUACUUUUAUUCUCAAUCUUCUAUUUGUUUUUAUUUUACAAUCCCUUACCCUCCCUUCUACAUACUAUACCUCUCCCAUUCUACCUCUUCUCCUCCUUUCCUGUUGUUUUUUCAUUGUAAACCCAAUGGAGGCUUGUUACCUGAAAGCCAUUGAGACUCAGCCCAACUUUGCAGUGGCUUGGAGCAACCUGGGCUGUGUGUUCAAUGCCCAGGGAGAGAUAUGGCUGGCCAUACAUCAUUUUGAAAAGGCAGUGACUCUGGACCCAAAUUUCCUUGAUGCAUACAUCAAUUUAGGAAAUGUUUUGAAGGAAGCCCGCAUCUUUGACAGAGCUGUGGCUGGAUACCUAAGAGCCCUGAGCCUUAGCCCCAACCAUGCGGUUGUUCAUGGAAACCUGGCCUGUGUCUACUACGAGCAAGGCCUCAUUGACCUGGCUAUUGACACCUACCGUCGUGCUAUUGAAUUGCAGCCCCACUUCCCCGAUGCCUACUGCAAUUUGGCAAAUGCCCUGAAGGAGAAAGGCAAUGUGUCUGAAGCAGAAGAGUGUUACAACACAGCCUUGCGUUUGUGUCCAACCCAUGCAGACUCCCUUAACAACUUGGCCAAUAUCAAGCGUGAGCAGGGCAACAUUGAGGAUGCAGUUCAGCUGUAUAGGAAAGCACUGGAGGUGUUCCCAGAGUUUGCAGCAGCUCACUCUAACCUGGCCAGUGUCCUGCAGCAGCAGGGAAAACUCCAAGAGGCCCUCAUGCACUACAAGGAGGCCAUCAGAAUCAGCCCCACAUUUGCUGAUGCAUACUCAAACAUGGGCAAUACACUGAAGGAAAUGCAAGAUGUACAGGGAGCGCUGCAAUGCUACACCCGUGCCAUCCAGAUCAACCCUGCCUUUGCUGAUGCUCACAGCAAUCUGGCCUCAAUCCACAAGGAUUCUGGAAACAUCCCAGAGGCCAUUGCAUCUUACCGCACAGCCUUGAAACUGAAGCCGGACUUCCCUGAUGCUUACUGCAACUUGGCACAUUGCCUGCAGAUUGUGUGUGAUUGGACAGAUUAUGAUGAGCGGAUGAAGAAGCUUGUGAGCAUUGUGGCUGACCAGCUGGAUAAGAACCGCUUGCCUUCAGUGCACCCACACCACAGCAUGCUGUAUCCACUCUCUCACGGCUUCCGCAAGGCCAUUGCUGAGCGCCACGGAAACCUUUGUCUGGACAAGGUACACGCACUGAUCAAAAUCAAUGCACUGCACAAACCUGCUUUUGAGCAUCCGAAAGAUCUGAAGGCCAGCGGUGGACGUCUGCGUAUUGGCUACGUCAGCUCUGACUUUGGCAACCACCCUACUUCCCACCUGAUGCAGUCCAUUCCUGGAAUGCACAAUCCUGAGAAAUUUGAGGUGUUCUGCUAUGCGCUCAGCCCUGACGAUAGUACCAACUUCCGUGUGAAAGUGGUAGCAGAGGCUCAUCAUUUCACAGAUCUCUCCCAGAUUCCUUGCAAUGGCAAAGCAGCUGAUCGUAUUCACCAGGAUGGAAUCCACAUUCUGGUCAACAUGAACGGAUACACCAAGGGAGCCCGAAAUGAGCUGUUUGCCCUCCGGCCUGCCCCCAUUCAGUCGAUGUGGCUGGGUUACCCUGGAACCAGCGGGGCUCCCUUCAUGGACUACAUCAUCUCUGACAAGGAGACAUCACCUAUCGAAGUAGCUGAGCAGUAUUCUGAGAAACUGGCCUACAUGCCCAAUACUUUCUUCAUUGGAGACCACGCCAACAUGUUCCCUCACCUCAAGAAAAAGGCUGUGAUUGAUUUCAAGUCUAAUGGACACAUCUUUGACAACCGCAUUGUUCUUAAUGGUAUUGAUCUGAAGGCCUUCUUGGACAGUCUGCCAGAUGUGAAAGUGAUAAAGAUGAAGUGUGACAACAACCAGGAAGCUGCUGGUGACACAAAUGGAGCUCUGUCCAUGCCUGUAAUCCCCAUGAACACAGCAGCUGAAGCGAUCAUCAACAUGAUCAACCAAGGCCAGAUCCAGGUCACAAUCAAUGGCUUCACUGUCAGCAAUGGCCUGGCCACCACACAGAUUAAUAACAAAGCUGCCACAGGGGAGGAGGUGCCACGCACAAUCGUUGUGACAACCCGCUCCCAGUAUGGUCUCCCAGAGGACUCCAUUGUCUACUGCAACUUCAACCAGCUCUACAAGAUUGAUCCCCCUACUCUUCAGAUGUGGGCCAACAUCCUGAAGCGUGUGCCCAACAGUGUGCUCUGGCUUCUUCGUUUCCCUGCUGUUGGUGAGCCCAACAUCCAGCAGUACGCUCAGAACAUGGGUCUGCCUGGCUCUCGCAUCAUCUUCUCGCCUGUGGCCCCCAAGGAGGAGCAUGUGAGAAGGGGCCAGCUAGCUGAUGUGUGCCUAGACACUCCUCUAUGCAAUGGUCACACCACAGGCAUGGAUGUUCUCUGGGCUGGAACACCCAUGGUCACAAUGCCAGGUGAGACCCUUGCCUCCCGUGUGGCUGCCUCACAACUCAACUGUCUGGGCUGCCCUGAGCUAAUAGCCCAGAGUCGCCAGGACUACGAGGACAUAGCAGUCAAACUGGGCUCUGACAUGGAAUACCUGAAGAUGGUCAGAGCACGUGUUUGGAAGCAGCGAAUCUGCAGCCCCCUUUUCAACACCAAGCAGUACACAAUAGACCUGGAGAGGCUCUAUCUGCAGAUGUGGGAGCACCAUAGCAAUGGCAACAAGCCAGAACACCUGGUCCAGAUAGUAGAGACCAGUGAGAAUGCCUGAAUGAAAAGCACACUUUUUCCCUUAUACCCCAACCAUGUCCAGCCCCCUCCCCACCACCACCACCAUUUGUUUGGGGGUUUUUUUUUAAACCAUUAUCAGCACCCUAGUUUGGAAUCGGCAGUUUCCACUCCAGCCCUCUCCCUGAAUGACUGUCUCCAGCUCUUUCAUUUACUAUUAAUGGGACUCUUUAUUUGCAAAGGAGCCUACAGAUGUACACAUUUGUCUCCCAUCACAUUUGUCGUUGCAUCACACAUCUGCAUUUCCUGAGCCAGAUAGAGCGUGAGACUUUGAGGCCCCUCAUCUGAGACUCUUGUCCUAAAACACAGUAUAUUUGGUGAGCAUGAGAGGAUUGUGAAUGCCCUGCUUACCCCUUCAGUACUUGGAUCAGUGGAUUUUUUUUCUCCUGUCAGUGUGCAUACAAGACUAAUUGCAGCUUGUGGAGAGAAUGCCCAGCCGUCAUUACUUGUUGAUCUAUUUAUAAAUAGAUUAAGAGUGUUGUGUGUUUUAAAAGGACAAUGUUGCACCAUGAAAAUUGUAACUGAGUUAAGUUCUAUCAGCUUUAACAUGAGAUUGUAAAAAAAAAAUAGGUUGCAACUGCUCUUUAGUUUGUCUUAAGAUGUUAUUAAAUUACUGCAAUGAGUAGAUGUGAAAGUUUGAGGGAUAUGGUCUAGACUUCUUCUCACUAAAUGCCAACUUUUUAUUAAUUUUGUUGUCAAUCAAGGGAUGUGUUCAAUAGCUGUUGUCCUGUUUGAUGUCACACUAUGCUUGUAAAGAUUAUUGGACAAAUCUGGACAAAGGAGCUUCAAUUAAUUGGAAAGGGCCUAAAUUUCAGUUUAGAUGUCAGAGCUGUUCACAAAUUGAUCUUGUUUUUUAAUCACUCAAACCAGGAACGGCCUAGGUAAGUAUUUUCUAAGCAGUUUUUCUUUUUGUAUUGUCCGUUAAUUGUGUGCUGUCAAUGAUGCCACCAGGCUCUGAAUAUAAUAAAAAAAAAAUAAAGAGAUGGCAAAACUCGA